AAGUAUCAGGUGUUCAUAUGAGACACACACACAGUCAGGUGUGAGUCUACAGAUCCGGCACUAGGACCCAGGAUCAUCCCUGUUCCUGCCUCCUCUCCUCGAUCACUCAGUCCAGGAUGGAGCAGAGAGAUGUCACAGAGACCAGAAGCACACGCAGAAGCAGGUCAGAGACCAAACACAUCCAGACAGAACAUAGUCUUGCCUACUAAGUGUCAUUUUCUUUAGGAUUCACAUUCUGCAAAUGGACAACACCAUCAGAAGACUACAAAAUUCCUGAAUAAGUCAUCAACUAUGUAAAAACCGCAAGCUUUUACAUGGUACCCUCCACAGAACCACGUUCUAGGAUUGCUGGAUUUUAUCCAACCAUCGGACCUAAACAACUUCUACACAGGGACUCAACAAGAAGGGUUUAGAAACAUAAAGUUGUAGUCCUAGAAGUUCACUGAGCGAGACUCAGAUUCUCUGGACUGUAUAUGUGUACCUCUACAUUCAGCCAUGGGAAACGCAGCUGGAAGUCUGGAGAUGACCCCGGCGCGGGACAUCAAACGGCCCCUCAGCACCUACGGCCAGAAACAGCCACCGGCCCCCAAACUGCCCCCGCCGCCUGAGGACGAAUUAGAGGAGAGGUUCAGCACUGUGUUGAAUUCAAUGAAUCUCCCCCCUGAUAAAGUGAAGCUGCUCUGUCAGUACGACAAUGAGAAGAAAUGGGAGUUAGUCUGUGACCAGGAGCGAUUUGAGGUGAAGAAUCCUCCAUCAGUGUACAUUCAGAAACUCAAGAGUGUAUUAGAGCAGGGAGGAGGCAGAAAGUUUAAACGGCGAGUCCAAGAAUCCACACAAGUUCUGAGAGAGUUGGAGAUCUCGUUGCGCACCAAUCACAUCGGGUGGGCUGAGGAGUUUCUAAAUGAAGAAAACAAGGGUUUAGAAGUGCUAGUGGACUACCUCUCUUUCGCUCAACGUGCAGUCACAUAUGACAUGGAAAGCUCCGAUAAUGGAAGCUUUGAGGAGAAGUCUACGGAAGAUCUGACCACGAGCGCGACAAACUCCCCCACCCACAAUUCCCCACGCUCAGGACGGUCGUUCGCCGCGAGGAAAGCUCUGAGAUACUCGCGUCUGCUCGGCCAGAAGAACCACCUGCAUCUCUGCAUCAUGUGCCUUCGCACCAUCAUGAACUACCAGUUAGGGUUUAAUCAGGUGAUGGCUCAUCCCAGCUGUGUCAAUGAAAUCACUCUUAGUCUCAACAACAAGAGUGCCAGGACUAAAGCACUGGUUCUGGAGCUCCUUGCUGCUGUGUGUCUGGUUCGAGGAGGUCAUGAAAUCAUUAUUGCAGCCUUUAAUAAUUUCAAAGAGGUGUCUGGAGAGAAGAACAGAUUCGAAAAACUAAUGGAAUACUUCAGAAAUGAAGACAGCAACAUUGAUUUCAUGGUGGCUUGUAUGCAGUUUAUCAACAUUAUAGUGCAUUCAGUGGAGGACAUGAACUUCCGAGUGUACUUACAGUAUGAGUUUACACAACUGGGAAUAGACAGCUAUCUAGAGAGGUUAAAGGUCACUGAGAGUGAGAGGCUGCAGAUGCAGAUUCAAGCGUACCUGGAUAAUGUGUUUGAUGUUGGAGCGAUGCUAGAAGAUGCCGAGGCCAAAAAUACAAUAAUGGAACAUCUAGAGGAGCAACAAGAACAAAACACACAGCUAAAUGCUAGACUGCAGCAGUGUGAGAGUGAAGCUGUGGAGAAGACGUCUGAACUCGAGAAGCAGCUCAUAGAGGGUAUGAAAGAGGUGGAGCUUCUGAAGGGCAGUCUGAAGGAGGCGCACGCUCAGGUCUCUCAGCUGCAGCAGAAGGAGAAAGAGAGAGAGACACAGAGUGAGAAGGAGAAGGAGAGAGAGAGAGACAGACAGCAACGUCAGUUGGAGGAGAAGCUUCAGGUUCUAGUGGAUCGAGGUCUGAUCCGCAUGGAGAAAUCCCAAUCCGGCUCUCUGGAUUUACACAUUAUACCAGUCGCUAACACAACAGAUAAGAGUACAACAGAAAUGAAGGCCUCUCCUGUGAUGCAAUCUCCGCCCCCUCCUCCUGUCCCCGCCCCUCCCCCACCUCCUCCCCCGCCCCUUAUGAGUGAAGCUCCGCCCCCUUCGCUGUCACAUGGAAGGGCAGGAACCCUAAAGACAGGUGUAAAAGGUAAGAAGCCAAUCAAGACAAAGUAUCGAAUGCCCCUGCUGAACUGGCAGGCUCUACAGGAGGAACAGGUGGCUGGCACGGUCUUCACAGAGCUGGAUGAUGAAAGUGUGCUUGGGGAGUUGAAUAUGGACGUCUUUGAGGAGUUGUUUAAAACUAAAGCUCAGUCCGCUACUGUGAACGUAGGCACUCUGAAGGUGAAAGUGGCCAAUAAAGCAUCUAGUAAAAUCUCACUACUGGAGCCCAACAGGGCCAAAAAGCUCGCCAUCACACUGCGCAAAGGAGGCAUGAGCACCGCUCAGAUCUGCACUGCCAUCCAAACGUAUAAUCUGGAUUUGCUAAACUCAGAUUUUCUAGAGCUGCUGGAGCGCUUCAUCCCGUCUGAUUAUGAGUUGAAGUUGAUUGAUAAUUUCGAGCGUGAAGGACGCCCCCUGCUGGAGCUCUCAGAGGAGGACAGAUUCAUGGUGGCCUUCAGCAAAAUCCCACGGCUGUCACAAAGAAUCAGCACGCUAACAUUCAUGGGAAACUUUAGCGAUAGCAUCCUGCUAUUAAAACCUCAAUUAAAUGCCAUCAUCGCUGCUUCCAUGUCCAUCAAAUCCUCCAGCAAAAUGAAGAAGAUUCUAGAGAUCAUUCUUGCAUUCGGGAAUUACAUGAACAGUGGGAAGAGAGGAUCAGCAUAUGGAUUUCGACUCCAAAGUCUUGAUUUGCUUCUGGACUUGAAAUCCACAGAUAGAAAACAGACACUCCUGCAUUUCAUCGUCAUGAUCAUACGAGAAAAAUACCCUCAGCUGCACAACUUUCACUCUGAACUACACUUUCUGGACAAAGCUGCGCUGGUCUCUCUGGACAGCAUCCUUGCAGACGUGCGGUCUCUGGAGAAGGGGAUGGAGGUGGUCCGUAAGGAGUUCCAGCAACAGAAAGACAGCGCUGUCCUCAUAAAUUUUAUGUCCAAUAAUGGCAGUCUGCUGGACACUAUUGUAAAAGACAGCAAAACUGCACAGGAGAUGUAUCACUCAGUGGUGGAGUAUUUCGGAGAGAAUCCCAAAUCCACACCUCCUUCUGUGUUCUUCCCUGUUUUCGCCAGGUUCAUUAAAGCAUAUAAGCUGGCCGAACAGGAGAACGAACAGCGGAAGAAAUUCUCUGAGAAUGAUGACAGCGUAUGCUUAUCCAUCUCUGACCCUCCCAUCACAUCAGUGAGUCAUAAGAUGCCAGCGCUUCCACGAUUGCCACAGGUGGAUCUGAUCGCAGAGCUGAAGCGCCGGCAGAUGACACCGCUCGUGCGAGAGGGCAAAGACGGAGCCAUCGAGGACAUCAUCACAGCUCUGCAGGCGGUGCCGUUCACGGCCCGUUCUGGGAAGCGUUCCUCUCGUCUGCUCUGCGAUGGGACUUGUGUAUAACCGUCUCUUGCUUUCUCUCUUCUCUCUCUGAAGAUUUGAGGAACCAGCCGUAUAUCAGAGCCGACGGAGGUAGACGAAGCGCCAAAUGGAAACCGGCUCAGCAGCUUCUCGUGUCGUCAGACAUCUCUCUGUGAAACACGCGCAGCUCGAAGGAUUCCCAGAGGAACGGACUCAACUACUGAAGCCAAAAACAGUUUACAAGAGAUAUUUAAACAGCUAUAAAAAGCUCUAAAUUAACUUCAAAUAUUUAUUUUAAAUUCAGAACACUUUUAGGGAAAACACUUAUCAAAGAUCAUGUGCUUUUAUAUUUCAUAUGUAGCCGAAAAUUUAAAGAAAAAUGUAAAUUAUAAAAAAAAUUAAUUAUAUUUGGAUAAUAUAAUUGAAAGAAUUUGAGUUAUAUACAGUUUUAUUUUGAUUUUGGGGUGAAAUAUGGCACAUUCUUGAAAGGUUUUAUAAUAUUAACCCUUGAACAACUGGAUUUUCAGCUACAUUUUACAUUUAGACACUUAAUCGAUUUUCCCACGAAAUGCUUACUGUACGCUCACACCAACUACUGAAAACUAGCUGCGUCUAAUAUGUGUAAAUAUAUUUUUUGUCAUACAAAUCAGUCUUUUUCUUUCUACAUGCAGUAUGUAUUACAUCAUAAUGAUUUUAUACUGGGCAAAGUGGCAGUUUACACGUAUAAAAGUACAGCAUUUCUGGAUAACAAUUAGUGCACAAGCACAUGUAGUAGAAGAUAUUCACUU
Pimephales promelas (fathead minnow) is the source of this 4307-nucleotide messenger RNA. The record is from RefSeq and is a predicted model, not a curated record. NCBI's taxonomy places the organism in Eukaryota, Metazoa, Chordata, Actinopteri, Cypriniformes, Leuciscidae.